CUCCUGACGUCACGGCUUCCUGCUAAUGACGUUAUCGUGACACGGAAACAGAACAACAAUCGAGGCUUUCGGGAAAUGCAAGCUAUUGUUGUUGAUCCCGCCAGCGCUCACUCUUCGCCAUUUUCAUUGCCAUUGCGGUGUCCAGCAGGUGGCACUGCUCGGUGACGUCAGACAGCCGGCGACUCAUGGCGCUGUUCACACUGGCACUCUCAAACAAGAAAACUCUCUGGCACACUGAGUCAUUCUACUCUCCACACUCUAUCUUUUUGGCUUCGCAGCCCCUUCACUGGCGGAGAAGACGCAGCUGCAGGCGCACCUGGAGCACCUGGACGGCGUGCGGAAUCCCAUGGCGGCGACCGACGAGCCGCGGUUGGAGGCGCGACGCUACAUCAAGGAAAAGUUCCGCGAACUCGGCCUCCAGGUUCACAGUCAGACCUUCAACACUGUCCUCAAGCCUCAGUAUGUUGAACAAACGGUAUCCGGCGAGAACCUCGUAGGCGUCGCGCCCGGGACGUUGGGCGGUCCAGUGAUGGUAAUCGGGGCUGACUACGACACGCCCCCCCAGAGCUCGCCCCUGGAAGACAACGGUGCGGGCGUGGCUGCUCUGCUGGAGGUGGCGAGACAUUUCAUGCAUGAGACGGGCGCGAACGGGCCCUUUCAGAGACUCAACACGGUCAUAUUUGUUGCUUUUGAUCUGAACGUCAAAGCUUAUGGUAACAGCCACCCUGGUAAGCCUGGUUCCUACCACUUCCUCCACCAGUGGUUGUGGCCUUACAUCAACCAGACGUCUAACAACUUUGCUGGUGCCAUUAUUCUCGACUCCAUCACGAAAUUUAGCUCCGAGUUCGACUCUCAGUACGUUGUUCAGGAGUUCAAAGAUGCGUUUCCCAAGGCAUCUUCGGCCAUCGCUAACUCAGGCAACAAGGGAGAUUUUCUGGCCAUGUUCACCAGGGAGGACUCGCGCAGCAUCAAUUUGGCCAACAUGUUCACGGCCAAUUACGUAAAGGAUCGUAAAGCCAGGAUGUUCAGGCUGCAACCCAUGUCGGUGAGGGAUGGACUGUCCUACGUCGGCGUCCUCAAGAUGUUCAACCACCAGUCGCACCAUCCCUUCUGGUCCUUCAGGCCCUCUGAGGAGCUCGUGCCGUUGCCUGCGCUGCUGCUCACUGACACAGAUGUAUACCGCAUGUCCCAGGACGUCUGUGACAGGCCGUGCACCCCCGCCGCUUUCCUCACAAGGGCACGUGAAGGUUUCAUCACCAAGACCAUCGAUGCAGUUACCAAUACUUUGCUCAGCCUUCAAACUGAAAGAUUGGAUGUCACAGGUGCUGGUGGGAAAUUGGGAGUCACGACCCCCUUCCUACUUAUCGCUUGUGUUACUGUUAUCAGCGGGAUUAUUCGUUAAGCCACAUGAUGACAAAAAUGAUAGAGAAGAGAUAACGCAAAAACUCCACGCCCGAGGAGCCUCUGCAAGGAUUCUGUGGGAGAAUGGGAACUGUAUUGAAGAUAUUUUGCCUGUCUCUUGGCGUUCCUUUUGUGUGUGUGUGUGUGUGUGUGUGGUUAUAUAAAUCGUUUAGUAUGUGUGUGUGUGAUGGAGGGAGGGAGGCUGUAGGUGUGUUUUCGCGUGGGGGGGGGGGGUGAGAGUAGGGUUUUUAAAUGUUUCGACCACCCGCCAUUUCGCCCAAGUUUUUAAAACAAAUAACGGUCAUUUCUCCGAACUUGAAGAGAGGAUUUGCCCGGUUUAUAUCAAAUUACUGCAGUGGUUCCCAACCUAUAGUAAUCGACCAACAUAUAAUAUUCGCCAUUGUUCUGUUUCGUGUCAUCUUUUUAAAUGCACUUAUUACUAGCUAUUGAUAUGUGAGAAAUAAUUAUCUGUAGGUACUGUAUAUAAGAGAAAUCCAGUUUAUUUCGAAGUCAUGAUUUUCAUAUUGCUCUACGGCCCCGUAGUUAGAAACCGCUGCAUUAUUAUAUUAUCAUUACUUGUUAUUACUCUUAUAUACUACGUAAAUUCUGAUAUAGCUGUUCGGAAAACUUUAUUAGCAUUGUAACCAGAGAGGUCGCGGCUUGUCGUCAGCAUAUGCAGUUUUAGCCUUGACCUUGGCCACACUGAGGUCCAAGUCAUUCUUGUGCGAAACUGGAGAAAUUCAUUUUGAAAUUAUUCAUGAUCAACAGGUGUAUAUGUUAAUCGGCUUUGAAUUAUUUGUUGUUCAUUCUCUUGUUAUGAAUAAACUUACUGGGAAAGCCCGAUUGAAGUCAAAAUCAGUGUAUAAAUAUGCAUUUUUUUUUAGGAAAACUAGUUACAUAACAACAACAACAACAACAAAAAACAAGGAAUAGUAGCUCUGACAUAUAGUGAUAAAGGUAUAGAUAGUAAUAAUCAUAAUUAAUAUAACGACGAAUUGUCCGGUUUAGUUGACCGGAUACACCACUUCCCGCAUGUAUUAUGCGAGUGUGUGUGUGCAUGUCUGUGAACUGAGGAUGUGUCUGUGUGUGCGUGUGUAUGUGUACAAAUGUGUCUGUGUGUACGUGCCUCUAUGUACUGUGUCUGUGUGUACGUGCCUCUGUGUACUGUGUAUGUGUCUGUGUGCGCGUGUGUCUGUGUACUGGGGAUGUGUCUGUGUGUGUGUGUCUCAGUGUCUGUACGUAUGAGUGUCUUUGUGUAUUUGCAAAUGUAUAUUUAUUUAUUUUUUCACGAAGAAAGGUAUAUGGAAUCGAAUUGUGCAACGAACAGAUAACUUUACGACUAGUUAUAAAUCUGGAACAGCAUCGGUGGAAAAAAAAUCUAAUUUAUUAAAAUCAUUAUAGUUAGGGAUGAACUAUUAUAAACCAUUCAAAUUUUGGAUUAAGUAUAGCACAUGGUAUGGAAUAAUCUUAAAUGUGCCUAUAUAUAUUAUAUAUAGAUUAGUGUGUGGUUAGUUUUAUAAGUGAAUUAAUGAAUAAAGUGGUAAACAUAAAGGUCUGUGCAUUUCGUUUGUAAGAUAUAAAAAAUAAUGUAUGAUAGAAUAAUGCUUGAUGUAAAAAGGGUGUUGCAGAUUCAGGAAGCAGCAUCAAAUCCCAUUUUUCAUGGAGUGUCAUGUAAUGCAUAUCAUUAUGAAUAAAUGUAUAAAAUAAAA
Messenger RNA from Penaeus monodon (black tiger shrimp), 3110 nucleotides. RefSeq lists its product as uncharacterized. Bases 347 to 1402 code for a protein of 351 amino acids. The record is from RefSeq and is a predicted model, not a curated record. Lineage: Eukaryota; Metazoa; Arthropoda; Malacostraca; Decapoda; Penaeidae. The transcript is spliced from 8 exons. Gene Ontology annotation, biological process: proteolysis. Gene Ontology annotation, molecular function: metalloexopeptidase activity.